This is a messenger RNA of Jaminaea rosea, 1596 nucleotides long. RefSeq lists its product as hypothetical. The record is from RefSeq and is a predicted model, not a curated record. Bases 274 to 1344 code for a protein of 356 amino acids. The transcript is spliced from 2 exons. Lineage: Eukaryota; Fungi; Basidiomycota; Exobasidiomycetes; Microstromatales.
AGAGGCUCCACGAGUGCGAGGGGGCAGCGCCGGAUACAAAGGGGUCACUCAAAUACAAGGACCAUACGUUGAUCAAGUCUGCAUUGGCGGAGAGAGGAGACAGUGGCGGAGAGAGGAGAGACAAAGGAAUACGAGUAAGGAUGCAAGUGGCAGACACAUCGCUGCGCAGCUCGCCAUUUGCUCAGAGCAAACACUGGACGACAAAGCGACGUACAAAAAGGCGGCCCUCCAAGCCUCUGACAUCAAGUUCACUCAGCAAUCACGUACGCACAAAUGGAAAUCAGUCACGACGGCAACAUUCUCAUCGAACCGCACCUCGAGGAGAUCCAGAAGAUCAAGGGCGUCGACGAGUUCAUGAAGAGCAUCAUCAGCUACGUAGAUCCAGCGCGACACCUCAACGCCCCAGAGCGCGUCGGCCAUAUGUAUCUGGCCUUUCUACUCUCGCUCUCCUACGCUAAGCUGGUAGUGAAUCUCGGCAGCUGUCCUCCCUUGCUCAUUUCGGCCGCUAGUCGACAAUUCAAGAUCAUGCCUGGCAUCUGGAGCUCGUCCGCGGCCGAGGAGGACCGUGCGCGCCUCUUCCGCCGACUGUCGACCCCAGAGAGCAAACUCAAAAGGAAGCGUGGCGAGGACAAUCUUGACACCGACACAGAAUUCUUCCUACGGCUGCAACAGAGCAUAUCCGAUGAGCCGCCGAUCGAUGUCGAGCACGCGAAGAAAAGGCGCUUCGACAGCGUGGACAGUGAGGUACAGGGCCAAGACGGCGCAGGCGCUUCCCCGGUCGGUCCUAGACCGAACACGACACCGACGCAGCAGCUCGCUUCGGCGCUGACGGACGUUGGGCAAGCCGAAGCCACAUCAUUGACAGUGACACAUCGAGUGAACCGCGCCUACUACGACCUCGGCGCUGCCUACGUACACUUCGCCGAGCUCACGUUCGACUCGUGCCCCUCUGCCAGCUCGUCUACCUUCCAUCAACUCGUCUUUGGCUCCGUCGUCGUUGCGAUCCGCGCAAUGGCCGCCGAGCCUGCCCUUCAGACCAUGUCCGAGGCCGGUCUCAAAAAGCGGUUGGAAAGAUCGCGCAAAUACUUUGUACUAGUGGAGUGCUUUGGCCGAGAGGUCCUCGGUCUUGUGCCGCAAGUAUGCGUAACGCGCCUGGACAAGCUCAGCUUCGCAAGUAUCCGCCGAUACAUGGCCUUCGCAUCGGCUAGCAAUCUUGGGAUGACGGUGAUGACCAAUGGUCCUGGUCGCACUGGGCGCUUCCCCAGGGCUCAGAGAGAAGCCGAACGUCACAGAUCCGAAGGAGAGCGAGGGUCGCCUGCAGACAGCCUGUCUCCAGCAGAGUGAUCACGGCCUUUCUGCACAUGGCUUGCAGUCAUAGGCUGGAAGGAUGGCGCAUGGUCGCGGGGUCUUUUCAAUGCUACUCGACGGCUUUUCAUCGCGAUGCUCGAAUCAAUGACACCGUGGAUAGAGGGAUCAAUUCGAUUACCCUCAUGAUUUGAAAAUUCCGCCUGCCCCUCUCGAGUUAGCGCAGUCUGUCGCUACGGUGGCUCUCCGCCGUCGCGCCUCAUGGAGUCGCAUGCGAUGGCGUGAGAAGCG